GAGCCAGGACUGGUGGCUGUAAACAAACUUUAUGGGACGUGGGGAACUUGGCCACACCCAUGAUCAGUGGCCAUCUGGCUAAUUAAAAUCAUGCCAGACCAGAGUGAGCUAGACUAGAGAAGUUCAGCCUGUACCCAGCUCAUAUAAAUUAGAGGAGCCUUACUGAAGUCAAUAGAGUUGAGUUAAUUUCUACGAGCUGAAGAUCCUGACCAGAGUAGUGUGGGGGUAAGCUGUGUUCUCUUGUUUAAAGUGGCAUAUUGUAAACUUGCACGUCACAGCAGCAAGCAAUCAAAAGAAAAAGAUAAGUGGCAAUUUUCUAAGUGAAAUGGCCAGAGGAGGAGUGGGGUGAAGGUGGAGGUGGGUCCAAGUUUUGCUGACAUCACCACCAGCUCCUAUAAUAAUGGACAGAGAUGUAUACUGAAGGUUGGGGCCAGGCCGGGAUGAAACCUUUCUGCUUCAUGCUCCUGCUUCUUUUCAUCAGCGCCCCGCUUGGGGAGCCUGCAGAUGGAUAUUUCCCCCGCUGGAGCCCUCGGCACACAGGUGAUCAUUUCAAAUACCUGGCCAGCCCGGCCCAUGGGGAUCGAACCAUUCCUUGCUUGGAAAGCAAGCCCAGCGCCGAGAAGGCAGACCCAAAAUCCACCUUGGCCCUGUUGUGCAAGCCUCAGCGGAGCCUGGUCCCGCCGGGGCAAGGCAUCCAUCCGGCCAAAAGCAGAGCCAUCCCUGUCCCCCAGGGCUCGCUGCUCAUGGAGCGGGAGAAGGAUCUCUCCGCCUACAACUGGAACUCGUUCGGCCUGAGAUACGGCAAGAGGCAAGCGGAGGCGGUGGAAGCCAAGGUGAAAAUAUUGUGAUGCCAAGAAGCAGCCGCAGCAGGACGGGAGGGGAAGGUGUGACUGAACUGCAGCAAGUGUAGCUUUACAAUGGAUUCUCUUUGUUUUCUGUCCCGAGGGUACAGGAGGAAGGCAUUGGAGGGGGGUCCCAAUGGGCGGGAGGGGGGAUAUGCAGCACAGCCACCAUUUUCUAGAGGGAUUGGGGUGGGGCGGUUCUGUUUGCAGGGAGAGUGUCAAUCUGAGAUACCUCAGGCCUGAUCUGCAGAGGGGGGCCAAGCACUCACAGUUCCCACUCACCUCAGUUUGAUUUGGGGGGUGCAGAGCAUCUAGGAAAAUAAAACCCCUAAUCAUUGCAGGUGUCCUGCACCUCUGUCUGCAAGAAGCUGGGAAUGGGCAACAGGGAGGGAUCACUGGAUGAUUCCCUGUUCGGUUCACUCCCUCUGGGCACUUGGUAUUGGCCACUGUCGGCAGGCAGGAUACCGGGGUAGAUGGACCUUUGGUCUGACCCAAUAUGGCCGUUCUUAUGAGCUUGGGCAUUUAAAAAAUGGAGGGUCUGCCAGUCAAUGCCAAAGGAACUAAUGGGAACAAGUGCUCUAAGACAACACCCAAUUGAACUCUGGAACUCACCGACACUGGGUGAGGCCAAAAAUCGAGUGAUAUUUAAAAAAGACUAUCCAGCGUUACAAUUCAGGCGAACCAUUUUGGAAGGGACGUUAAACAUCAUACGUAAGGGCUUAAGCCCAUCUCCUUUCAACUAUCCGAGACCUGGUGAGGGGAAGGGGCAGAUGACUCCUCAUCAGCCUGUGGCCAAGUUUCUGACACCUUUUGCUGCAGCAUCCGAGACAGCAUACAGAGCUAGAAGGACCCUGGCAGUCUGGCAAUCCCUGUGUUCCCACGAAUAGGGAUGUUAAGGACUAGUUGACUAUCGGAAAAGCAAAUGCUUAUUGGAUAGUCGACAGGAUAGUCAACUAGUCACUUCCCUCCCCCUUGCUGCCUCUGCCUCUGUCAGCUGGGGACUCCAGCUGAUCACCGGUUCCAUGCAGCACUGCCCCUUUGAAACACCACUGCAGCGUUUCAACGGGGUAGCACCACACCUUAUUUAAUAGACUUCUUUUUUUACCAUACCCCUCCCGUUUGUCUCUUUCCUAAGGAAACCCUAAUCUCAUAGGCCCCUUCUCCCAGCUGCAGCUGUAUAAUAUUCCUGCAACCACCAGAGCAAUUGUUCAUGCCCCUGCAAGGGUUGUUGGCAGUUAGGUUCAAACCUGAGACCUCCAGAUCUCAAAGCAUGAGACUCAACUGCCAGCGGAAAGCCAGUAGUAGACUCCUGAAUCUCUGUGCAGAGGGAGACUGGGAGCCACACAGCAUGGCUUAUAGGUGUUCCAUGUAUUUGUAGGAGCUUUGGGUACAAUUUAGCAGCUGGGCGCAAGGGGGUGAAGUGAGCACCAUGUGGCUAGCCAAUAGUGAUCCAGCAUGAAUACAAAAUGUUUGGCCAUUUCUGUCUGUUUCUCCCAAUAUCUGCAGGACCAUAGCCCGUAAAGCUCCUUGAAGUAGGGCCUGUAGGCUCCUCCCUCCCACCGUGUCCCGUGCACGUACAACACGUCAUAAAUAGUAGUCACAUAAAGCCUGCUCCCAGCCCCCAUGCAACGUGUGGAGCGGGCGCACUCAGAACUCCACAGGGCAUGGGGAACAUGGCUCCAAAUUUGCUGGGAAGUGAGCUCUCUGCUAAUCUAAUCUGUCAGCAUAGGGGGACGCAGGACAGAGAUUCCCUUCCCCCCACCCGGGCUGUUCCCAUAUGUGGGCUCUGAUUUUCAGAAGUGCUGAGCACAUACAACUCCAACUGAAGUCAAUGGGAACUGCAGGUUCUUUUGAAAAUCGGGCCCCACCUAGCUCCCAAGCCUCUGGCAUUGAAAUAUUUCAAUCUGGCACUCUUGGAUGAAACCUUUUGUGGCCCUUGGCACUGUUCGGUGUUCCGGCAAUUCUUGCAGGCCUGUUGUUGAACUGAUCCCUACAUUAUAGGACUUGCUUGCUUGGUCUCCCUGAGCAAUGCCAGAGGAGGCGCUGAGUAAGGAUUCUAGAAAAGGACCACUGUAAAUAAAUCCCCAGGAGGAACAACUGCACAGCUUGCUGAGCUUGUAGGAAGUGAGAAGGGGCAAAGGCUGUUUCAAAAGUCACCCCUGUGCAUUUGAGUUUUUCUGCUGACGCCUGUGAUUCUCUGACGUUGUUUAAUAA
Molecule: messenger RNA, 3056 nt
Organism: Pelodiscus sinensis (Chinese soft-shelled turtle)
Lineage: Eukaryota; Metazoa; Chordata; Testudines; Trionychidae
Source: RefSeq, a predicted model, not a curated record